Messenger RNA from Suillus clintonianus, 1774 nucleotides. RefSeq names its product MFS general substrate transporter. NCBI's taxonomy places the organism in Eukaryota, Fungi, Basidiomycota, Agaricomycetes, Boletales, Suillaceae. Gene Ontology annotation, cellular component: membrane. The record is from RefSeq and is a predicted model, not a curated record. Gene Ontology annotation, molecular function: transmembrane transporter activity. Gene Ontology annotation, biological process: transmembrane transport. The transcript is spliced from 11 exons. The coding region runs from base 240 to 1700 and encodes 486 amino acids.
GCGAACCCCUCACUCAAGCUAUUUUGGCCACUCGCCGGACUCUUUUAAUGAUACUGGCCACUAGAUUUGGAGACUUUAUGCAAAGCUGUGUUUGUUUUCAUGUUAACUUGGGAGCGAUUAGGCUUCGAAUGCUUCAUGAACACUGAGCCGGAAUUGUAUUGCUCGGUUGCCGAAGCACAAAAGUGCGAGCUAAUACCCACGUAUCUUGGCGUACUAGGAGGAAUCUCUCGUCCACAUGAAUGUCACAUCGUCCCUUACUUGGUGCAGUCAGCUGCAGUUCCCACUAUGAUGCUAUCUCUGGCAACAGUGAUGACGGUCCAACAUUUCCUUCGGAUGACAUUGGCAGACGAAUCGUGGAGAAGAGGCUUCUCCGAAAGUUGGACCUUCGUGUAGCGUUCCUAGUCCUGGUUUACAUUGUGAACGUUAUGGACCGCACUAAUAUAGCUGCAGCGAGGCUGCGUGGUUACGAGGAGGACCUCGGCAUGAUGGGGAACCAAUUCAACACACUUACCAGCAUCCUUUAUGUGGGGUAUUUGUUGACGCAGGCUCCUUCCAACAUGAUUUUACAUCGCAUGAAGAGGCCAUCACUCUACCUCUCGAGCUGCAUGAUAAUAUGGGCUGCUACCACCGCGUGCAUGAGUGCAGUACAAACAUACCACGACGCUCUUAUAUUGCGCUUUUUGCUUGGAUUCGUAGAGGCGGUGUUUUUUCCCGGAGCUGUAUUCCUUCUUUCACAAUGGUACAAGCACAAUGAACUAGGACUACGCACAGCAUUUCUUUAUUGCGGCGGCUCCGUCAGCAAUGCUUUUGGUGCUCUUAUCGCGUCAGGGAUUUUGGGAAGCUUAGAUGGCACACUAGGUUUUACGGCUUGGAGGUGGCUCUUCUUCGUGGAAGGCACUAUGACCAUCGUGGUCGCAGUGUCUGCAAUCUGGAUUAUACCCGAUUUUCCUUCAACGCCGAGCGCCUGGCUUUUGCCUGAUGAACAGACCCUUGCCAAACGACGGAUGGAAGAGGAAGUUGUUGGCGGAAAUGAACACAAAGGCAAAUCAGGAGAGGGCUUUUCUGGUCUUGCUGAGGCUCUCACGGAUUGUAAGGUCUGGUGGAUUGGUGUUGCUUUUCACUUGAUGGCCUGUUCGAUGUCAUUCAGCCUUUUUUUCCCGACACUGUCCGCUACAAUGGGGUACAACGCGACUAUCAGCCUCUUGCUUUGCGCACCCCCGUGGAUUUUGGGAACUGCGACCUCAUUUGUUGUGGCCAGACACUCCGAUGCAACUGGUGAUCGCUUUUGGCAUAUCGCUGGCCCUCAGCUUGUCGGCAUCAUUGGGUAUAUGCUCGCGAUUUCUACAAUGAACACGACUAUGCGAUAUCUGUCCCUAUUUUUGAUGACUCAGACCCCAGUCGCCUAUGUUGUUACUCUGACCUGGGUUAUGAACACGUUUUCCCAAUCACAGUCGAAGCGCGCUGCAGCCAUCGCACUCAUAAACACCAUGGCAUCAGCUGGCAUGAUCAGUUCUUCGUACUUUUGGCCGUCCAGUUGGGGGCCUUCGUACGUGAACUCAUAUAUGAUUUGCAUCUUGACAAACGUCGUGUCUAUUGCGAUGCUAUGGGUAUUCAGGGUGCACCUUUCCCGGUGCAAUGAAGCUGCUGAAGCCGAAGAGCAUGCUCUAGGGCUACCCAGGGGUUUUAGAUAUCUUCUCUAGCACUCCGAGUCGCUACUCAGCUGUCUUCAGCAAGUGUUCGAUAUUGAUUUUAUUUUAUUUUAUCGUUGUUUGUA